GCACUGACACUAGCACAACGCGGCGUAGUUAGAUGGAUAAAGCCGAACAUAUCGCAUUAUUUCACCUUAUUCGACGUGCAUCGCUAUUAGUGUGCGGAGGUUGAAGGCUGUAUUGCUUACGUUUUCGGUGAAUUCGUGUAUUUUAGUUGCCGGCGGAAUCCAGAAACCAGAGGAACCGGGCCGGAAGGUUUCGUCGUGAAGUAGGUUUGCCAAUACCCGAGGCUGAUGGUGAUAAUUAGAAGGAAAUUUCUGUUUCUGGCGUCGUCCUACGAUGGCAAGCCACUUCUACACCCUAGGUUAUCCCGAGCGCGGAACAGAAUUCGCAGACCAGUACCAGCAGUCACGGCCCACUUUCUGCCAUUUCGGUACCAUCCUGCAUUUCUAUAGAAGCGUGUAGCUUGGGAAAGAAGUAAAACGAAGAAAGCAACUCUGUCUUGCGACAUACGUAUUCAUAGUCAUAUAGUUUUCCUUACCGGACAUUCAUUCCGCUGGGCAUGUCUUCCGGAAGUGGUAAAAAGAAAGUAGUUGCAGCUGCUGCAUCACCGCUGUCGUCCGUCUCAAUAACUCCGAAUCCUGUGACAUCGGUACCAUCAACGGGUGGUAUAAAGCUCUUGAUUGACAGGAGUAGAAUCGUUAACGUUCUUCCGCCAAAAACGCAAUCUGGUGUGCAGAGGCAAUCUGUACCCGGGGUUCAAAACGUAUCCCUAAUCGAUUCCAAUGCAGAUAAUUUGACGAACGGUUCCCAUGCUGGCUCAUCUACUUCAGUGACAACUGUACCCAUAAGACAGAAGAGCAUUGUUAAAAACCUUGCCCUACCAACCAUCACGAUCACUCACAGCACAGGUACCGUUGACACCGGAGAGAUGCGUGUGAAAGUGACGGGAGAAGAUCGUAAUGGUCAACCUUUGGCGGCCGGUGGACAGUUGGGGCCAGUAAAGCAAAGUUUGUUGAUAAGACGGCCCUCGACAAAUCGUCGAGUCACAGUUCCUACAACACCGGAAACCGAUGGCAUCAAUGGGCAGCAAGCUGUUGUUCCUUCGUAUACGACAGUCCCAUUGUCGGAUGGAAACAGCCUAAACCGGAAUACAUCAGCCAAUUGGCAGGCAAAAGUAAUAUCAACGGCGGCUGUAAUUCCCACUUCCUUGCCCUCAGCAAGCAGCACUACCAUUUUUGUACCAGUCGGUCAUGUACAUCCUUCUAAAACAUGCAAUUACAGAACAGGUCUGACAGAUGUAUAUUCCGUUCCAAACAUGCGAUACAAUUCACCAUCAUCGCAAACAUCGCCCGACAAUAUACCGACCAAGAAAGAGCAUAUUGACAGCGUUGUUACAGCUUCCGGUGAAAACACGUCACCAGACUUUGAAGGAAUUACUACAGAAUCUCUUGAAGAUACGGAUCGAUCUACUGGUACGGAUGCGGCAAGCUCUAGCAAAGUGGCAGGCGAAGAGGUGAUUAGUAAGCCAUCUCGUGAAAUAAAGUCGCUUCAAUUGAUGCAAUCAAGAUCGAAAAUUUUGACCGAGUUCAUCGCUGACACUUCCAGUAAAGGUAAAUUGCGGAAGCGUCAUUCGGAUGGUUCAGCUGAUGUAGAAUCGGUAAAUGUGGAUUCAUCGGUAGCUGGGACGACAACGCAAUUGCAAUCACGUAAACGGCUUCGAAGACAAUCAACGAUUCAUUCGAAUGCUAUGGACGGCAAAGGAUUGGCGACUGAUUCAUCUUACAGGCUAGACAAUAUAGUUGUCGAUUCACCAGUGGCUAAAGGUAGAAAAGGACGCUCGUCUGCUAAACUAGACUGUUCCUUGCAAAAAAAUACCAAUGAAUAUUCUAGUAACACGAAGGAUGAUAGUACGGAUUUCUUUACGAGUUUGAACCUCAGUUACGAACAGAAUAACAUUAACGAACCAUCGUUCCCAGCAAAUCCACCGAAGCCUGGAUGGGAUCGUUUUUGUUGGCGUUGCAAAAAAAGCGACCCAGAUUUGGGUUGCUGCAAGUGCAUCAGAAGUUAUCACAGUGAUUGCGUACGCUAUUCGGUUGAUGAUCCGAACUGGAGCUGUCCCGAAUGUAAAACGACGCAGAAUGUACGCGCGGAUAUCGAGUCCAUGUCUAAGUGUCUGGGAUAUGUGCUAGAUAUAAUAACUAUGCAUCCAGAAUGGAAUGAAAUGUUUAAUCCUAUCGAUAAAUCGAUUAUGCCUCACUACGAUAAAUACAUCACCCGCCAUAUGGACCUGUUCGUGUUAAAGAAAAAUUUGGCACAGAGAGCAUACAAAGCUCCGGAAGAGUUUUUAUCAGAUAUGAGUUGGAUAGUGCACAACAUGUCCAUAUAUCCUGAUAAAAUAUUACUGUUGAAACAUGCCCGGGCUAUGCAGAAAAAAUCUAAACACGAGAUAGAAGAAAUAGAGCCUUGUCAUGAGUGCUAUAUACACGCUAACACACAGUCUGAACAUUGGUUUAAAGAACCAUGUUCGAAACCACACCUAUUAGUGUGGGCUAAACUGAAAGGAUAUCCGUAUUGGCCCGGCAAACUGUAUAUGAUUAACAACAACAAUCAAGCAUAUGUACGUUUCUUUGCUACACACGAUCGAUCCUGGUUGCCGGUGAAAGAUUGUUUUCUUUACUCCCAGCAAGAUCCUAAUCCUUCGAAGAAUGUGAAGAGUAAACUAACAUCAUCUUUUGCAAAUAGUGUGAAAGACAUAGAGCAUCAUAUUACCCGAUUGCGAGAACAAUUCACCAUCUUCAAUUAUGGUCCAUUUAUGGAAUUGGUAGAUCCUUUGCGGCAUGAGGAACAGCAACGUACAAUGCUUCCGGGUGCAUACCUGAAAAAAGUGAAAGUUACGAUCAAAAGAAGUGAAGGUGAGAUGGUUGCCGUUGCUUCAUCUACUAACGAUGAAGUACAGACUCUUCCAAAAAAUAAAGUCAGAUUGGAAUUGGACAAAAGUGCAACUCUCGUUAACAAAGAACCGGCGAAGAAGGGUACGCCAAUCAGUCCCCCUCGUAAGCGAAUGACACGGCGCAUGUCGCGGAUCUUGAGGGAUGCAGACGAAGUAAGUGAACAACCGCUACCACGUAUCGAAUGUUCACAGGAAGUCACGAAUGUGCCUAAUGUUUCCCUCACGCCAAGCGAAGAUAAAGCCGAUAAAACGAUCGAACGUAAUCAAUCGUCUGACAGAACGACUGACGACAAGAUAGAAGAUUCUAAAAGCUCCGAUUGUAAUCCAAAAAAUCUAUCGCUGUUACUUCGACGUGGCUCACAAUCGUGGGAAACAGAACCACUUUCCAAGCGUCGCAAAUCAACGAUUGAUAAAACCAUAUUAUUGACCGCUGCCUCUAAAACGAAUCCUCCCAUCGCACCAACCAAUGUUACAGAGACGGAUAAACAGAUAGAUAUAACAAAUAUGAACAAGCAUGAUGAAGAACCAACUGCGGAAAAGCCAACUUCCAUUACAUCGGUGAAAAAGAGUACAAUGCCCGAAGUAAAUUUAACAACGACAUGUGCUGCUAAGGCUAAAGAGCCACAAAAACAUACUGCUGAGCUUGUCGCUGUAACCGUCCCCGUAGAAAAACCUUCACCGCAAAAGGAGUUGGUGUCGGCGCCAGUUGCUGCGGUGGUUCCUGCUGUCGUUCCAGCAAGUGACCCUGCAGAAGAUAGACCUUCACCACCUUCAGCGACUGUCACGGUGAAUGUUACUCAGGACGCGAAUGCUAGCUUUGAUAUUAACCAAGAGGUAUCUGUUAAAGAAGAAAUUGUCACAGUACCUGAGGUUAUUGCAAUAGCGCACGACAAUAAUAAUUGUACCUUGGUCGCGGCAAGGGAGCAGACCGCAUCUGUCGGCAGUUCGGAAUCAUUGCUAGCUACACGACCUGUAGCUAUGGAGAUUAGUGCAGUCGGCAAAACUGAAAUGACCAAAGGUGACACGAAUUCGGCUCCUAUUCCGAUUGUGCCUAGCAAACAGACGGCAAGGAAGUCAUUUCCUGGAGGUGCGGGAGCUAAACCAGUGUUGCCUUCUGGUACAUUAGGAAACAGCAAGAGUGCACUAGUUUCCAUACCGAAAGAACUCGUUGCACCAUCUGAGGAGCUUUCGAUGAUUCCAACUGCCGACAAUCAAGUUGAUGUGUGUUUGGGUACCGUUUUAAAUGAUCAGGAGGAUGAUGUUAUGAUUGUUGAAGAAGCGAUAACAUCACCUAUACCAUGUCAAGAAUGGACGAUGAAUAAAAACCAUCAGCUCCCUCCACCACUUGCACCGAAGCCUCCGGAAAGGCAUCCGCCUCCCUCCGAUAGCACCAUCGAUUUGAACAACUCUAUGCAGAUAUUUGAUGAUAGCUCGAAUAGGGUGGUGGACCACAUCCGGAUGGUGAUGGAAGAUAUGCUGAAAGAAAUGUCUGGAAAAGGGUCGUCGUUGGCUGAGCUGGCUACGCUCAAAUUAAACCUAGAGCGACAAAAUGAGUUAUGGAGGCAAGAGAAACAAACAAUGCAACAGGAGUUUGAGCGUAAAAUGGCGGAUUUACGUAUCGCUUUUGGGCAGGAGAAGGACCGAUCACUGAAGAAACAGCGACUGCAAUUAAUUGGAGAGAAGGAGCGUGCGGUGCAUGACGCGAAAAUGAAGCAAUGGUGCAAGAAGUGUUACAAGGAGGCUAGCUAUUAUUGCUGUUGGAACACUGCCUAUUGUAGCGAGAAGUGUCAACUUAUACAUUGGCCAGAGCAUCAGAAAACACAUAGCGCACCAGGCAUUAAUUCGAUCCUACAACCCAGUUUUUCGACUCCGACCUUCACAAGCUCAUCGCAACCCGACAACAACGCUGCUAUGCGUGGCCGUUCGGCAUUGACUAUGUCCGGGGUAUCUACGUUCGGUAGCGGGGACAAUAGCAACGUAACCAAGAGAUCCCCGGCAAAUCGAUUCGUACCGCAGUAUGAAAUACCUCCAACAAGCACUCCGUUGCCGACCCCGGUUCACUGUAUGUCCAGCGCGAUAACUGGUUUCAAAACACCUGCCGUACAGCCUGUGCACGGAAGGGACAGUAUUAUCAUCAAAAUGUCUCAACAUUCUACGCAGAAUGGAAGCAAUACUACAUCAACUCUGAAUACGGUUCAACAACAGCUGCAGAUGCAGAAAAAGAAUAUCGCACGUGACAAAGCUAACCUGCCAAAUCAUCAGAAAGCGGUUAGUCCUAACCAGGUAUACGUACAAAAAAAAGCAAGCGACAUCAUGCCGUCACCAUAUCAAACAUCGACAACUAAUGCCAUGAAGAUACCAUCUUCUGCAUAUGCAACUGCUACAACAACCUCUGAUGAAGUAGUCGGUAGCAGUCCUGUGGCGUCUAGUGCUUGGAAUAACAUGGCUAUGUUACAUCCGACCGCUAAUCGUCAAAUGCAUUCGGGUACAACAUUCAGCUCAUCAGGAGGUAGAGCUGGUACACAAAAAGGGCAAAGGCAUCACCUAACUAUUACUUCCAUUGUGCAGCAAGCAAAACCCAUACAACCUUCGUCCACAACAUACAUGCGACAUCAACAAUAAUUAUACGUUCGCGAUAGACGAACGCGCUAAUAUAGUUCAAUUUUGCAAUGAUAAUAUUGGCCAACUAAAUCUUAUAUUACUAAACACGUAGUAAUAUUAACUCAAACAACAAUUAUAUUUAUAAGAGUAGCAUUAUCCAGAUUUUCCCAUUAUUUAAAAAUAUUUUUUAUAAGCUUCUAUGAAAUUAUCUGUACAUUACGAAUAUGCUGUAUAUACAUAUAUUUUAAAUGCUUUAAUAAGUUGAUUGGGCGCAGUAAAAAAUCGCCAACAUUUGCACGUUGCAAACAUUUAUAUGGAAUCUUAGUUGGUUGAAUCAAUUUAUUAUGAUAAUAUUAAAAUCCAGAUAGGAAGCUGAUACUAUUGCAUAAAUCAUAUAACUAUAAAAAGAUAUUUGAUAUUUUUUUAAAAUAGAAGUUGAAUUAAGGAAUAAACUGACCAUAAUAUCAAUGGAUGCAAUGAAACGGUCAAAGUAUAGGUGUAGACAUUUGUAUAAAAGUUCUUUUUUUAUAAAUUAUGCAUUUAAUUACGAUACUUUUAAACCUCUUAACAGUUAAUACAUUGCAGCUAAUUAUGA
Messenger RNA from Anopheles funestus (African malaria mosquito), 6081 nucleotides. RefSeq names its product protein kinase C-binding protein 1 (gene Zmynd8). The transcript is spliced from 9 exons. Lineage: Eukaryota; Metazoa; Arthropoda; Insecta; Diptera; Culicidae. The coding region runs from base 495 to 5507 and encodes 1670 amino acids. The record is from RefSeq and is a predicted model, not a curated record. Gene Ontology annotation, molecular function: protein binding.